GCUUUUCCAAAAUUGGAUAUCACAAAUAUAGUGGAGUAUUCGCAUGAAGUGGAUAUUCCUGGAUGGUGCCGUGAAGAGGGAUCGCCCUUUGGCGAAUUUCACUCAGAAGCAUUGCAAGUGCCGCAUGGUUGCCGAUUUGGGCAUAUAAACGAUCGGCAACUAUGCAAUGAUUAUGCGCACUGGAAAGAUGCUGCAUACAAGCAGUGCAAAACUAAGGUAGUUGGAGACAAACGAAUGUCAGCACGAUCAUUUGCUGUUCUCGAACCGUGUGGAUUGGACCUGUUCACUGGGGUUGAAUUUGUUUGCUGUCCAGGCGAUGAAAAAACAGAAGCUGAUAUCAAAGAUGCUUCGAUGAAAAGUGUUUCGCAGGAUCCAUAUUUUAAAUUGUCUGAUCCUGCCAACGAACAUGAACGUUUCAAAGAAGCGCAGCAACGCCUAGAAAAGCGUCAUCGUGCAAAAAUCAAUAAGGUGAUGCGUGAAUGGUCUGAUUUGGAGACGCGUUACAAGAAAAUGAAAAAGACCGAUGAGAAAGGCGCUGAAGCAUUCAAACGAGAAAUGACCUCGCGAUUCCAAAAAACGGUUGCUUCAUUAGAAGAGGAGAAUAAGGAGCAGAAGAAGCAGCUUGAAGACGUCCAUGAAGAGCGGGUGCAGGCACACCUUAAUGAAAAAAAGAGACAGGCAACGCAUGAUUAUCGGGCGGCGUUAGCUGUACAAGUGGGAAAAGCAAACAAGCACAAUGUGCUUAAAACACUCAAGACAUAUAUUCGUGCAGAAGAGAAAGAUCGUACACAUAUGAUCAAUCGUUUUCGACACUUGCUUCGCACGGAUCGGGAUGAAGCAGAAACAUAUGAACCGAUAUUGCUUCAUCAGUUGCGCUACAUUGACCUUCGUAUAAAUGGUACACUGGCAAUGCUUCGAGAUUUCCCUGAACUGGAACGACAAGUCCGACCUAUAGCUGUGGAAUUCUGGACAGAUUAUCGGCGAGAGAACACACCAGAGGUCACCGACGACGAGUAUACAGCCAUCGGUGGAGAUGAGCAAAAUGUGAAACUUGUGCAUUAUUAUAAGCCAGCGAAAACGUCCAGCAUCUCCGGUGAGGACGAUGAAGAAGAGGAGGAGGAGGAGGAGGCGGAGGUGAAAGAAGGAGAGUCAGAUGACGGCGGCACAAGCGCUGAAAUAAAGAAGCAGCAAAAAAGCGAAUCCAAAAAGGUGGCGAUUGAAAAAAUAGUUCAGAGAAAACCGGGCACUAAAUCUGAAAAAAAUAAACCAACUACUGAUGAUGCCGAUGCUGCGGGUGAUGAGGUGAAUUUUGCUGCUUUCAUUUCAAAUUAA
Molecule: messenger RNA, 1332 nt
Organism: Gongylonema pulchrum
Lineage: Eukaryota; Metazoa; Nematoda; Chromadorea; Rhabditida; Gongylonematidae
Source: the annotation of a GenBank genome assembly